CCACUAAACAGAUACAGUUCCACUGCUGUUGUCUUACACUUCCGCCAGCCAUCACCUGAUUUUCAGUUGGUGAAACGGUUAUGCUGCUAAUUAUGCCCUAAACCACUGUUCGGACGAUCAACCCAUGAACCAUCUGGAUUUUAAUGAUCUUUAAUUGUUGAUCUAUUAUUACUUUUGUUUCCCUUUUUGCUUCCUUCCUUUUAUUAUAUUUUUAAUAUAUUUGAUUAGACGGCAGUUGCCCGGGUUGUGAACAUGGAGGCGCGAGAGGACUAUAGCCAGUCUCGUGGGGCCAAUAAGCCUCCUCAGUUUGACCCCUCCAAAAUUUCGUUAUGGCGAAUGGUAUUCUGUAUGAUUGGACUCUGGGCAUGUCUUUUCCUGUCAGCGUUGGAGACAACUAUAGUCGCCACUGCUUUGAACAAAAUUUCAAGUGAUUUGGACAGCCUAGGAAUGUCUUCGUGGAUAAUUGUGGCCUACUUACUCACGUACAAUGGGUUCCUCCUACUCUUCUCAAAAUUGACCGACAUUUUCGGACAAAAGAGCUUGCUGAUAUUAGCUCAAUUGAUAUUUUUGGUAUUUUCAAUGGCAUGUGGUGCAGCACAAACAAUGACUCAACUAAUUGUUUUCCGAGCACUUCAAGGAAUCGGCGGAUCUGGCAUAUAUUCCACAGUUUUCGUCAUUGUCACUAAGAUAAUCACACCGGACAAGAUCGGCCUCUAUACAGGCAUUUUGACCUCGGUAUUUGCAAUUGCCAGUCUCCUCGGACCAAUUCUUGGAGGCGUCAUUGUCGACGAUACGACGUGGCGUUGGAUAUUCUUUCUCAAUGGUCCGGGAAUCGUUCUUUCGCUCGCACUCGUGAUACCUGGCAUUCCAAGCUUGGGCGAGAAAGUCUUAGAUAAAAAAAAUCUACAACGGGUCGACGUUAUCGGCGGUAUUCUUUCUCUGGCCUGGCCGACGAUGCUGGUGUUUGCAUUGGAAGAAGGAGGUGAAUCAUACGCAUGGAAUAGUGGCACAAUCAUCGGCACUCUUGUCGGCGGUGGCGUUGCUUUAAUUAUUUUUAUCUUUUUCGAAAGAUGGGUACAGCAUUAUACGAAGAAAGAGCCGAUACUUCCGAUACGACUUCUCAAAAGCCCCAGGCUAUGCUUGAACUUAUUGACGAUGUUCUGCCUCGGCGUAUGCUUCUAUGCAUCCAUAGUUCUUCUCCCUCAACGAUUUCAAGCCGUUGAUGGACUGACUCCGAUGAGUGCAGGAAUUCAUCUACUUCCAUUUACUAUUACAUCACCGGUAUUCUCUAUUAUUUGUGGUUUUGUGCUCGGAAAAGCUCAGAAGAGUGCCGUCUACCUCAUUGGGGCUGGGGCCGCACUGAUUGUGGUCGGCAUAGCCUUACUUGGCAGUCUUCCAACUAACGAAGACUCUGUCGUUGCGGCAGUAUAUGGGUAUGAGGUUAUUUUAGCAGCGGGGACAGGGUUCAUCAUGCCACCUCUCGUGUUUCUAUUGAAGAUUGAAUUCAAUGAUGCUGAUCUAGCCUCUGCCAUGGGCGUCAACAACACUUCCCGAACCCUAGGAGGUUGUGUCGGACUCGCAGUAACCUCGACCGUUCUUCAUUCCCAGUUGAAGAAUCUACUCAACGCGUUUCUAAACCCAAGCCAAGUCGCCGCAUUGCUCAGCUCGUCAAGCAGCAGCAGCGAUCUAUCGCCAUCCGAAGUAGUCCGAGUAAAGCACGCUUAUGCAACCAGUUACAAUGCUCAAUUUCGAGCGCUGCUUGCUUUUGCUUGCGUCGGGUUAGUUUCCGCCAUUGUUUUAGGGUUUCUUGGACAACAUCGGGCACGGAAGCGUCCGGUUUCUCAAGUACAAUCAACUUUUAUAGAACUGAAUGAUCAUGCUGAUAGAUGAUAAAUGAGGAUUCAUAUAUUUUCUGUCAGCUCGUCAUGUCUUAUGCAUAUAUACGUGAUGAAGAAAUGCAUUGUGUUUGACUAGAUA
Messenger RNA from Talaromyces proteolyticus, 1977 nucleotides. Its product is annotated as putative MFS multidrug transporter. The transcript has 7 exons. Gene Ontology annotation, molecular function: transmembrane transporter activity. The record is from RefSeq and is a predicted model, not a curated record. NCBI's taxonomy places the organism in Eukaryota, Fungi, Ascomycota, Eurotiomycetes, Eurotiales, Trichocomaceae. The coding region runs from base 253 to 1890 and encodes 545 amino acids. Gene Ontology annotation, biological process: transmembrane transport.